This is a messenger RNA of Heterobasidion irregulare TC 32-1, 325 nucleotides long. RefSeq lists its product as uncharacterized. Lineage: Eukaryota; Fungi; Basidiomycota; Agaricomycetes; Russulales; Bondarzewiaceae. The coding region runs from base 23 to 325 and encodes 100 amino acids. The transcript has a single exon. The record is from RefSeq and is a predicted model, not a curated record.
GGGAGGGGGCGCAGCGGGCACGAUGGACCAGGAGGGGUCUCGGCGGCGGCGGCGGCGGCAGCAGCGACUACGGACGAUCAGUAGCCUCGUGGCUUGCCUACAGGGGAGAGCAGACGCAGGCAGAGACGGGCACGACGCGAGGCGACCACACAACCAACAUGGCACCAGACCGCGUCCACGCACCUCGCUUGCCUAUUCCGGUAAGUCCCCCGCUAAUAUGCUUCCGCCCUGGCUACGCACGCGCGGAAGAAUAAUUUGCGCUAUUCUCGGAACAAAGGCCCGCACCGACGGGCACGUCAACGAACGAGGGAAAACGAGGGUGUGA